This is a messenger RNA of Setaria italica (foxtail millet), 348 nucleotides long. RefSeq lists its product as uncharacterized. The transcript has a single exon. Bases 1 to 348 code for a protein of 115 amino acids. The record is from RefSeq and is a predicted model, not a curated record. Lineage: Eukaryota; Viridiplantae; Streptophyta; Magnoliopsida; Poales; Poaceae.
AUGGACGAUGAUGGAGGUGCCGAUUUGGGCGGCGCGGUGAGGGAAGCGCCCGUCUGUCUGGGCGGCACGACAAGGGAGGCCCCUGCCAGUUUGGGCGGCAUGGAGAUGGAGGCUCCCGCCGGUCUGGGCAGCGCGCGGGGUGGUCCCUCCAUUCUGGGCGGCGCGGCGAGGGCGGCCCCCGCCGGUUUGGGCGAUGCGCCGAGGGUGGUCCCCGCCGGUCUAGGCAGCACGCCAAAGGGCAGCCCCGGCAUUUUGGGCAGCACGACCGGCGCAAGGGAGGCACCCGCCAGUCUGGGCGGCGCGGUGAGAGGCGUCCCUGCCGUUCUGGGUGACCUCGCGCAGGCGUGA